Molecule: messenger RNA, 703 nt
Organism: Engraulis encrasicolus (European anchovy)
Lineage: Eukaryota; Metazoa; Chordata; Actinopteri; Clupeiformes; Engraulidae
Product: alpha-(1,6)-fucosyltransferase-like
Exons: 3
Coding region: 20-427 (135 amino acids)
Source: RefSeq, a predicted model, not a curated record
UGCUGUGGAGAAGUUACGUAUGCUGGAGGAGCAGCUGAAUAGAGCCAAGCAGAAGAUCCACAGCUUCCAGCAGCACUCAGCGGACACAGUUGGUCCGGGUCAGGAGCAUGAGGAGCUGCGUAGGAGGGUUGAGAGCGGCGUUCGUGAGCUCUGGUACUUCGUGAGGAGCGAGGUCAGGAAGCUGGACCAGACACACGGCCCUUUACGCCGCCGCCUCACCGACAACCUGCUGCACGACCUGGGCACACAGCAGAGGUCCAUCAUGACGGACUUGUUCCACUUCAGCCAUGUUGACGGGGCAGGGGACUGGAGACAGAAGGAAGCCAAUCGAGACACUACCCCUCAUGAUGAGGAAGACAAACGGGACACUACCCCUCACAAGGAGAAGGUGGAGACCGCCAAGUACCCCAUGUACCCCUCAUUAUGAGGCAGACACACUGCUGCUGGCCAAACGGGACACUACCCCUCACAAGGAGAAGGUGGAGACCGCCAAGUACCCCUCAUUAUGAGGCACACACACUGCUGCUGGCCAAACGGGACACUGCCCCUCAUUAUGAGGCAGACACACUGCUGCUGGCCAAACGGGACACUGCCCCUCAUUAUGAGGCAGACACACUGCUGCUGGCCUCAUCGAGUCUAGAGAAGAGGAGUUUUGGGAAGGAUGGAUUUUUGGGGGAAAAUUGAAAAUGAAGGAGGGAGGGAA